GUCUGGGGCAUGAUAUUUGGCUGGUAUGAAAAAUUAGGCUCUGAGGGUCAGCGUAUGACUGUGUUCGCUUUCACAUUGGCUGCCCUGCUAAUGGCAUCGUUAGCCACCGUAUUUUUCCGUGGAAAUAUCCUCAAAGAAGACGAAACAAACAACAUUGCAAAAACCAUGUGCACAAUUCAAGACACGCAUAUAACACCUCGUGGACUAGAAGUGUCGGUCAGCUAUACAUACACCUCUCCAUUGUCAUUCGAAACGUCGCUAGAAACUAGUAUCCUAACUGGACUCGACCCAACCAUCGCCUAUAUAAAAAAUGAAGAGGUUGUUUGCUAUUAUUCCAAUAACAAUGCACUGAAAGUUGUGGUAGUUCCUCAAAGAUAUAUCCCGCCAAGCAAGCUUCAGGAGAAUAUGGCUUUACUUCUCUUUUUGCCUCUGAUAGCUGCAGUUAUGUUUUGGCUAUACCGGCUACUACAAUGGUCUCAUCAGAUGAUGAUGUCUUGCAAAGGUUCUAUUCAUAGUGGCAUUAGUUCGUACCAGCAAGGAUAUGAUCUCGUGGAUCAAGGCUCUGACAUGACUUUGGUUGAUUCUGAAGGUAGUCAUCAAAGAACUAAAAACUCGUAAUUCCGGUGACAGAAGAUUCACCGAGGGAGAAUAUUUUGCCUUUGAAAGGUCGUACACCAUUUGCGGAAGGAGGGAUUAGCAGUGUAGUUGCUCUAAUGUUAAAAACGUAUGGACACACCAAUGUGUAUAUAUGUCCAACAUAUAUCGGAGAUUCACAGUACAAAGUAAACUUUAAAACGUAUAAUUCAGAUAACAACAAGUUCAGGCCGUUCGUACAUUACAAUUUAAACUAUAUUUUAGAGCUUAUUAUGUCAGUUGCCGAAAUAUGUAUGUUACUCAUACACAAAAUUGCGAAUAAAUGCGAUAUCAUCAAUUUGGAGCUGCA
Molecule: messenger RNA, 943 nt
Organism: Umbelopsis ramanniana AG
Lineage: Eukaryota; Fungi; Mucoromycota; Umbelopsidomycetes; Umbelopsidales; Umbelopsidaceae
Exons: 1
Coding region: 10-618 (202 amino acids)
Source: RefSeq, a predicted model, not a curated record